Molecule: messenger RNA, 414 nt
Organism: Rattus norvegicus (Norway rat)
Lineage: Eukaryota; Metazoa; Chordata; Mammalia; Rodentia; Muridae
Product: prostate and testis expressed protein 2-like
Source: RefSeq, a predicted model, not a curated record
AUGUCCCAGAAGCUUCUGCUGAGUGUUUCCAUAAUUCUCCUCAUGGACAUAGGAGAAAGAGUGGUGACAAUUCGCUUUAUUAAAAUUUGUAAUCUAUGUUCUCACCAUGAUGGGUUCGAAUGCCGCACUGGCAUGAGAUCAUGCUGGAAGUUUGACAUAUUGCCAGAAAACAGGACUUGUACCACAGAAAACUAUUAUUAUACUGACCGUUACACAGGGUUAAACCUUUUUCGUUAUGCAAAACUUUCAUGUAGACCCUGUGCACCUGGAAUGUAUCAAAUGUUCCAUGACCUCAUGAGAGAAACAUUUUGCUGUACAGACAAGAACUACUGUAAUGAUGGCACUGCUAACUCAGAUAUCUCAUCAUUACUUAUACAGGAUAAGAGGGAACAGAAAGAGUUGAAUGACGACUAA